This is a messenger RNA of Magnusiomyces paraingens, 1044 nucleotides long. RefSeq lists its product as uncharacterized. Gene Ontology annotation, cellular component: membrane; oligosaccharyltransferase complex. Gene Ontology annotation, biological process: protein N-linked glycosylation. Lineage: Eukaryota; Fungi; Ascomycota; Dipodascomycetes; Dipodascales; Dipodascaceae. The transcript has 2 exons. The coding region runs from base 1 to 1044 and encodes 347 amino acids. The record is from RefSeq and is a predicted model, not a curated record.
AUGCAAUUGUCAAGCAAAUUAUCUUCAGCAUCUCUUUUUGCUGUCUUAACUGUUUUUUUGUCUUCUGUUUCCGCCUCUGAACUGUCUUGGGUGGUUGGAAACGGUAAGGUUUCAGUGUCUAACGGGCCUACCACCGACUUUUCAAAACAAUUCAAGUCUUCAAAAGCAUCUACUCCAAUUGCUGAAUCUGUCGUGAUUCCUCCUGGAAGCACAUUUGAUGUUUCUUUCGACACUCUGAUUUCGAAUGCCACUUCCAAGGCUGAAAAGGCCACCCGCGCCCAUCAGACAGUUCUUCUCAUUUCUUCACCCAAGCUUGGUGUGGACUUUUCUUAUCCUAUUUCCACUCGUGCUAGUGGAAAGGACGCGAAGUUGUCACUUUCAAUUCACAAAAAGCUCCCCGAGGUCCUAUUAAACAAGGCUGUGGCUGGCCCAUUGAAAGCCGAGAUUGUUGUGGGUGGAUUCGAUUCCGAGUCCGUUGAGGAGGUUGUUGUUAAGGGAACUUCUGAGGAUGAGGAAAACAAGGAGUCACCCAAAACUACCAUUAAGAAAAUUUAUACCCCAGUGGAUCCUACUAGAAUUGUUCUCACAGAGCGUUUGAUUGUUAUCCCAUCGCAGCCAGAGCCCGCCAAAAAGGGCAAGGCUCCAGCUCCUAAGCCAUCUGAGGUUGCUCUUCCCGUUCGUAACGAGGCUCUUCCUGAGAUUCAUCACAUUUUCCGUGCUCCUCCUCAUACCAUUUCCCGCAGCAUUGCUCUUGCUUCUAUUGUUGCGAUUUUGGGUUGUAUCAUGGUGCUCAUCAACUCUUGGACUCUUUUUGCUGGCGUUAAUUUGGGCCAGCUUCCUCAAGCUCUCAAAGCUGCCCCGUUGGCACAUACCACUUUUAUGGCUUCCAUUUUGGCUUCCGAGCUUCUCUUUUACAAAUAUUACCUUGGGGAUUCUAUUUUCCAAACCCUGGCCUCGCUGGCGGUUGUUGCACCAAUUGCAGUCUACUCAGGUUCCAGAGCUCUUAGAGAAAUCAAGACUCGUCGUCUUAAUGGGUUGAUAUAG